GAUCCCUCCGCCAAACCCCACAGAGUGUUAUGGAAUAAUGACUACAUUCCAUUUUCUGGAGUGCCGUUUUUUGUACUUGGUGAAAAGUUGUUAGAAUGCCAUCAUGGAAAAGACAGAACUAUAGGAGCAAAAAGAAAAUAUAAGCAAAAACAGCUGGAUGUUUUUAGUGUAUUUUUUUUACGUUUUGUAUAGAAGGAUGAAUAGAAUGUUUCCUUUUUCACAAGGCCAAACGAAGAUUUAGAAAGGUUAUUUUACCAAAUAUAUGCUCUUCACCGAAUGAGUCAUUAAGUGACCAUGGGUACAACAAGAAAAGGAAUCAACUUGUGCAGAACACUAAGAAGUUAGACUGCCCAGCACAAAUAUGUUUAAACGAGGUCAUGUUCUUCUCAACAUUCAAGGUAAUAAUGAACUAAUAACUAUGUAAUCAACGCCUUUGUGUGUUGGGGACAGAGGAAUUUUCAUAAUAUUGGAAAGAAAAUUUGUGAGUGUUCCCCCCCUUGCCCCACCCCUAAUUUGAAACAUAAAAUGCCUGGUUGAGUGAGCCUUCCUCCCCAUUCCUACUGGCAACACACAACAAAACGUCUAGACACUCAUUAGAAGGGAAAAUGUACCACCCUAAUAAAGUAAGAAUACUCAAAAUCCAAACAAUCAGGAAAAAAUACAAAGUCAAGUCUAAGGCAAGUGACACAAUAGUAUUACUAAAAGCCCAUUACGUUUAAUGAUUGGAAAUGUCUUCUUUUGUUUAAGAUUCCUGGAGAUAGUGAGAGAAAGCGAAAGUCCAGUUCAUCAAGGCUACAAGCUGCAAUUUAA
Porites lobata is the source of this 810-nucleotide messenger RNA. The record is from the annotation of a GenBank genome assembly. Lineage: Eukaryota; Metazoa; Cnidaria; Anthozoa; Scleractinia; Poritidae.